Messenger RNA from Brassica napus (rape), 1920 nucleotides. RefSeq lists its product as uncharacterized. Lineage: Eukaryota; Viridiplantae; Streptophyta; Magnoliopsida; Brassicales; Brassicaceae. The record is from RefSeq and is a predicted model, not a curated record. Bases 1 to 1920 code for a protein of 639 amino acids. The transcript is spliced from 3 exons.
AUGGACAACAUCGAAGCCUUUGAGAGAAUCUGCAAUUUCUCUCGCUCUAACGGAGUGCCACCAGACUAUGUCAAAUGCACGCUGUUCCCAUUCUCUCUUGAAGGGAAAGCUUCUCGCUGGCUCCAAUCUCUGCCAACCGGCUCUCUUACCUCAUGGUACCAGGUCCGAUCAGCGUUCCUGAGCCACUUCUACACGAAGUCUAAAACCGCGACUCUGCGGUACAUGAUCUCCAAUUUCAAGCAGAAGUCUGAUGAACCUUUUCAUGAAGCUUGGGAGAGGUACAAGGAGUACCAGAGAGAGUGCCCACACCAUGGGUUUGACGAUGACUAUAUAUUGGAGGUGUUCUAUGAUGGAGUGAGCUAUGAGUUUCGAAACACCCUUGAUUCUUCGAGUAAUAGAGAUUUCAUGACUCAAACCACACCUGAUGAUCUUGCUGCAAAGGUGGACCAACUGCUUAAGGGAAACCAAAUCCAAGUGUUCAUAAUGGAAGAAGCAGCUCUUGAGAAGAGUGCCGGUGACCUGGCGUUUGAUGCUGAAAUAUCAGGAGACGAUCAACAAGAGGUGAGCUACGUGAAUGGGCAAGGAUGGCAGCUCAAAAACUACCACCCAAACCCUAACGUGAGGAACAACCCACAGCUUUUCUGGCCUAAGCAAAACAAACCAGCUGAUCCUGCACAGAGUAACCAAGGUCAGUAUGCCGGGUAUCAAAACAACUACCAACCCCGGAUAUAUGUUAUAAGCCAACCGCAAAACAAUCCACCUCAGAUGCAGAAACACCAGAACACUCAGCCAGCUAACUCCGCUCCUGUCGCUGUUCCGCAAGAUGAGAUAAAAGCUAUGUUGCAGCAGCUGCUCCAAGGACAACAACUCCAAGGGAAGGCUCUAAACCAAGUUACUACCGAGAUCAAUACCAUAAUGAACCAUAUGUUCAACGAAUUGAGCACCAAGUAUGAUAAUAUCGCGAGCCAUAUGAGACAGAUGGACAUUCAGAUUGCUCAGACUGCUGAGAGCGUCAAGAGGCAACAAGGUACUCUACCUGGUGGAAAGCAACUGUCGGAACCGGUAAAGAAGAGGUUCACUACGGCUGAGAAGGGGAAGCAGAAAGAGUCAGAACAACCACCAGCCGAUACCCCGGCAGCUGAGAAGGAGAGGGAACCAACAGUUGGAACCAAUUCGCCAGGACCAGAACAACCAGCUGAGGCUGUCCGCCCGAUCCCAGAGCCUGUUCCUGCUCGCGAAUACACUCCUAAAGUCCCUUACCCUGUUCCAGCAAAGGCUACUCGUAAGGACCAAGAGGAGAUGAAGUGCAGAAAGAUGCUGGAGGACCUAACCGUCCGACUCCCCUUGAUGGAUGCGAUCCAGAUGAUGCCCUCCAUGCGCAGCUUUAUGAAGGGAUUGAUCUCAGGAAAAAUAUCAGAGGAGAGCGAAUUCAUGACUGUCUCUAAGGAGUGCAGCGCAGUGCUUCAGAACAGGCAGAUAAAGAAGCGAGGAGACCCUGGCAAGUUCGUCCUCUCUAUCCAGAUUGGGAAGACAGUUUUCUCAUGCUCCUUGGUUGAUCUGGGAUCCAGCGUAAACCUCAUGCCCUACUCUGUAGCACGACGUCUGGGAUACACGCAUUUCAAACCAACUAGGAUGUCAUUGGUGUUCGCAGAUAGAUCAGUUAUGUCCCCGGUUGGUAUUCUAGAGGAUCUCCAAGUAAAAGUCAGGAACACCUCUGUUCCAGCAGACUUCGUAGUUCUAGAGCUGGAAGAGGAAUCCAAAUAUCCUCUCAUUUUAGGAAGACCGUUCCUAUGUACUGUUGGAGCCAUCAUUGAUGUGCGGCAAGGGAAGAUUGAUCUCAAUAUGGGAGACAUAGUCAUGCAGUUCGAGAUGGAUGAGCUGCUGGCCGAUGCUGGAUGGAUAGACCUUCGAGGUGGAUGA